CACAUAAUUUACUUGCCACCCCACGACCAUAUCCUUUGUGCUGCCCCAAUCAGAUCACCAUUGUUGUUCCGAGGGGGCCCCAUUUAGUCAUUUUCUGUUCCAAAGGAACCCUCCCUGCCUGCCCCACUCCAAAAACAAGAAUGAUUAGCAACUCAUUAACAAAUGCGAAUCCAAUCAAAUAAGAGGAGCGGAGAGAUAAAUGUGUCGACUUUUUCACUUGUUGAGCCUUUUUCUGUUUUUUUUUUUCUUUGUUCAGCCCUUCAAUAAAUAAAUAAAUUUCCCUUCCUAUCAUUCUUCAAAGAUUCCACCCAUUUCAGUUUCCACCACCAUUGCAGUCGCCUCUCCCUUUCUUCAUCUUCUUCUUCCUUUUUCUCCUUUUUAUAUUCACUCUAUUUUCCAUCACAAUUCACAUUAUUAUUAUUAUAUACUGUAACCAAAAAAAAAAAAAAAAAGAAAAUCUGAUCAGAGGUUGGGGACUUCUCUUGGUGGGUGUUGAUGGUUGGGUCUUUCUUCAUUACCUUUAACUCUUUAAACAAUCAGAAAUUCAACCAUCUGCAUUUCAAAUCAAACUGACAUUGAGCCUAGUCAUAGAAUUAUCAUGACUGGUAUUGAUGAUAAUAUUGCUAUUAUUGGAGAUUGGAUACCUGCUCCUUCCAGCCCAAGAACAUUUUUCACAGCUAUGUUAGGUGAUGAUAUUGGCUCAAAACCAGUCUCUGAAACUCCUGUGGAAAAUAAAACUGAGGAACUCUUCCUAGGAUCUCAAGGGAUGAUGAUAGCAGAGAAUAGUGACAAAAAGGAUGUUCUCCAAGGUUGCGAACAAUUGAAUGAAUCAGGGUCAAUUUCUGAGCAAAAAUCAAGUUCGCGGGGCGGUCUGGUGGAAAGGAUGGCGGCCAGAGCUGGAUUUAAUGCUCCAAAAUUGAAUACUGAAAGCAUCAGGUCUGCUGACCUUUCACUUAACCCUGAAAUUCGUUCUCCAUACUUGACAAUACCUCCAGGUCUCAGCCCCACAACACUGCUAGAAUCUCCAGUUUUUGUUUCAAAUUCAAUGGUACACCCAUCCCCGACUACCGGCAAAUUCCCAUUCAUUCCUAAUGGUAUCAGUAGGAGUUCUAUAUCAGAGUCCCCUGAUAAAAGUAAAGAUAACUAUUUUGAGGACAUCAAUGCAUCAGCAUUUGCAUUCAAGCCUGUUGCAGAAUCAAAUUCCUCUUUUCUCCUAGGUGCAAUGAGCAAAAUUACUCCAGCUAGUCUUACUCAGCAGUCCUUUCCGAUUAUAGAGGUUUCAGUUCAGUCUGAGAAUUCUUUUCCAUCUCAAAAUGUAGAAAAGGGGAAACUCCACCCCCAAAACAGCAACGGGCUCAGCCUCGAGGCAGAUUUCUCUAGAUCAUCAACUAAAAAAGACACCGGGAGUAACAACUUUGCAGAUCAAAGGGUCUUUGAUCCUGUUGUUGGGAGUGCUGAACAUUCACCGCCUCUUGAUGAGCCACAGGAUGAACAAGGAGUCAGUGGAGAUUGCAUGGCUGGUGGUGCGCCAUCUGAGGAUGGAUAUAAUUGGAGAAAAUAUGGACAAAAACAAGUUAAAGGCAGUGAGCAUCCUCGUAGUUAUUAUAAGUGCACACAUCCAACUUGUCAGGUGAAAAAGAAAGUGGAGCGUUCUCAUGAAGGUCACAUAACGGAGAUCAUAUACAAGGGAGCUCACAAUCAUCCCAAGCCUCCACCCAAUCGCCGAACAGCCAUUGGAUCAUCUAACCCACUAAUCGACAUGCAACUAGAAGUCCCUGAACAAACUGGCCCUCAAAAUGGUAUUGAUGGUGAUCAUGUUUGGGCAACUGCAAAGAAGGGAACAGAUGCUGUUACUCAUGAUUGGAGGCAUGACAACAUUGAGGUGACAUCAUCUGCAACUGUGGGUCCUGAGUAUGGCAAUGGACAGGCCCCAAAUAGUACUUACUUUGAAUCAGGUGAUGCAGUGGAUGCCUCAUCUACAUUUUCUAAUGAUGAAGAUGAAGAUGAUCAGGUGACACAUGGCAGUGUCUCAUUAGGUUAUGAUGGUGAAGGAGAUGAAUCUGAGUCAAAGAGAAGGAAAAUUGAAGCUUAUGCAACCGAAAUGAGUGGAGCCGCACGAGCUAUUCGUGAGCCUAGGGUUGUGGUCCAGACAACCAGUGAGGUGGACAUCCUAGAUGAUGGAUAUCGCUGGCGUAAGUAUGGCCAGAAAGUAGUGAAAGGAAAUCCAAAUCCAAGGAGUUACUACAAAUGCACUAGUGCUGGCUGCACAGUGAGGAAGCACGUAGAGAGAGCAUCACAUGACCUUAAGUCAGUAAUUACCACCUAUGAAGGAAAGCACAAUCAUGAUGUUCCUGCUGCUCGUAGUAGCAGUCAUGUCAAUUCUGCUACCUCUAGCACGGUAACUGCCCAGGCAGCUUCCUCUGUCCAAACUCAUGCGCAUGGGGCUGAGCCAUCACAACUUCACAACAGUAUGGUUAGACCUGCGUCAUUUGGUCCAUUUACACUGCCUGGAAGGCAGCAACUGGGUCCUUCUCCUGGAUUCUCUUUUGGAAUGAACCAACCAGGCCUGGCAAACUUGGCAAUGGCUGGGUUGGGCCCCGGCCAAGCCAAGCUGGCGGUUCUGCCUGUUCAUCCAUUUAUGCCCCAGCAACCCCAGAUUAAUGGAAUGGGUUUCAUGUUGCCGAAAGGAGAGCCAAAGAUGGAGCCAAUGUCUGAACCUGGUUUGAAUCUAUCCAACAACACAUCAGUAUACCAGCAAAUUAUGAGUAGGCUGCCUCUUGGACCUCAGAUGUAAAUUAUCCGUUUUUUACUCCAUGAAAAUUUCUUUUUCGGUUGUUCUGAGAAAAGUAGAAGCAUAUAUGUUUCCAAUAUAUAAAUGAGCAUUUGCAUCAUCGCUCGGCCUUCCUUAUUAUUCUUUUGAUGAAUUGAACAUAAGUUGAAAUGGUUAUGAGAUUUCUUUUGAUUUCUACUUGCACGGAGAAUAUGGAAGAGUAUAGUACCAAAUUUGGAACUGUAACACUUGAUAGUUCGAACUUGAGUUGAGGAUGGUAGAAAACUAAGCCCAGAAAAAGAUGCUUUAGUAAAUUGUUACAAUAAGU
Molecule: messenger RNA, 3098 nt
Organism: Durio zibethinus
Lineage: Eukaryota; Viridiplantae; Streptophyta; Magnoliopsida; Malvales; Malvaceae
Gene: WRKY2
Product: WRKY DNA-binding protein 2
Biological process (GO): regulation of DNA-templated transcription
Molecular function (GO): DNA-binding transcription factor activity; sequence-specific DNA binding
Source: RefSeq, a predicted model, not a curated record